Ctenopharyngodon idella (grass carp) is the source of this 14923-nucleotide messenger RNA. It is a transcript of the gene rab44, whose product is annotated as RAB44, member RAS oncogene family. The coding region runs from base 162 to 14357 and encodes 4731 amino acids. Gene Ontology annotation, molecular function: GTP binding; GTPase activity. The record is from RefSeq and is a predicted model, not a curated record. Gene Ontology annotation, biological process: regulation of exocytosis; Golgi vesicle fusion to target membrane; neurotransmitter receptor transport to postsynaptic membrane. NCBI's taxonomy places the organism in Eukaryota, Metazoa, Chordata, Actinopteri, Cypriniformes, Xenocyprididae. The transcript is spliced from 10 exons. Gene Ontology annotation, cellular component: trans-Golgi network transport vesicle; endosome; synaptic vesicle.
UUUGUGUCAACAAUACAGGAAGUUGAGGGUAGCAGUGAAAAGGAAGCUAAAACUCAGCUUCCUUCAAAAGAGAAACAUAGGCAACUAAAAGUGUUCAGCUGUGUGCUCUGCUAAAACCCCCAAGACUGCAAAGUACAUGGAUUCUUGAAUCACCAGAAGCCAUGUCAGGCAGAAGACCCAAGAAGAACCAGAGACUUGGUUCAUCUCGACGAGGUCCUAAAGGUCUUAAAAAUUUUGAGCAAGAUAAAGAUGAUGAUGAUGAUGGGCUUCAGCAGAUUGCAGAGAGUGGUGAUGGGCAAAAUGAAUUUCACACCACCACUGAUUACCAUUCAGCCCAAUUUGAUCAUCCACCAGGUCAACAAACCUCUGUGUUAGAAUGUCCUCCACAUGCAAGCAGUCACAAGGAUUCACUCAUGGAGACUGAACUUCCAGAACGGAAAAGAAAAAUGGGAUCAACUCGCAAGAGUCCUGGUGGGUUUAAAGUUGAGCGAAAGCUUGAGGUGAGGAGCACUGAAGAGUUAGAUGAAUAUUUAACUCAACCAAACACAUCAGCCACUGAAGAACAACAUUCAUCUCUCACAGAAGAUGAACAAUCAAGGUCAUCAAGUUUUCCUUCUAGUUUAUCCCUUCAGACUGAAAGUUCUGGGUUGGGAGGGGAGCCUCAAGCAACUUUUAUGGUUGUGGUUCCGGAAAAUGAAGAAAAAGAUGCAAUACGCCAUCAAGAAAUAACCUCUCAUUCUUAUGAGGUAGUAAAUGAUACGCCUAUAGACAAGACAGUGGGGGGAUCUGUCCAUUUUAGUGCUGCUACAGUAGCUGAAAGUGAUUUGUUGAGGGAGGAUUCAGUCAUGUUUAAUGAACUAAAUGCAUUGAGUCGCCAAGAAACCCCAUUAGCCAGCACCUCUGGACAAAAAAGAAGGAUGGGAUCAACCCGCAGGCCUCUCAGAGGGAAAAACAGAGAAAAUAUAGGUGUGCAAGAAGAUUUGAGAAGCAUGACAGAGAAUGAAAGAAAAGCAGAAGUCAUAGAUGAAGGAAAGUUCAGCACGUCAGAAGAGAUGGCGCAAAUGUGGGAUGGUGUGGCAAGAGAUGAUCCAUCGUCCCACACAGAAUCAUCUUUGGUUUCAAAUCUGUCUCUAUUGGCUGAGCUAAAAGAGCUUGAUGUUUCAGCUGGAACUGAAACUAUGAAUCAAUCAGUUGCUUUUCCCCUUGUUGAUCCAGAAAAGCCCCUACCUGAAACAUCUAGCCACCAUGGUACUCCAUUACUCAACAAGGGAUUGGAUUUUAAGUUUGGUUCAUACACUGAGGAUUUUGAUGUUCUAAACAAAGUUUUGGAAGAAGCAGGAAGUCAUUUUAGUGAUAACAACCAACAUGUGCCAGAUACAAGAAAAGAUACAAACACAUCUCACAACUGCAGAGAUGUAAACACAGUAGAAGCCAAGGAGGAGGUUCUAAAGCAGAAAGAGGAACCAUCUAGAAAUAAUAAAACGAGUAGUUUAUCACCAAGACAGGAUGCACAAUUAGAGGAACUUGUGUUAAAUUCUGAGGCAUCACUAAGCCAACAUGAUAACUUUGAUUGUUCAACUGCUCAAAUUAAAGAGGGAGGAAAUCGAGGUUUUGUUGUGCCUGCGUCUAACAUUAGCCAUGCUGAACCCACAGAAACCAGUUCACCACAUGAGAUGAGUGAUGCUGUUAAAGAAAGCCAAGAGAUUUAUAUGGAAAAGAAACAUGAAAAUAAUGUUUGUGAUGUUGAUUCAAUAACAUGUGAUACUCUGACUGAUUUAGAGUGUGUUGAUGAAGAUGAAAGAGGAUCUGAAACAGACAAUGGAUUUGAAAUGACAGACCAGGGUGAUGCAAGAGAUCACAAAGUAACACAAAUAAUAAUGGAAGUAAGAGAUAAUAAAGAAGACGGAGGAACGAGCACUGAGACAGUAUGGAUUUCACAUCAGGAACCGUGUGAAGUUUCAACUGAAAAAGAGGAGUUACAUAGAGAACAAGAAUAUUCAUCAACUAUAUCUCAAACACAAAGUGUUCCGUCACAAGAUAAUGCUGGGAAGAUGCUAGAAAAUAAGGAGGCUAGAGAAGACAAAGGAGAGACUGAGAAUACUGUAAUUAAUGAUGUGACCUCAAAGUCAGAGGAAAUGCUUAGUUUUGAAGACUCAGCAACAGAGACAGGAUCUCAUGCACACCAACAACAGUUUAUGCAAUCUCCUGAAAAAGAAGGUUAUGAUUUAAGUGAAAGUGGGUAUGAGGAACGUGAAAAGGAAGGAAUAUUUUUCAGUGCAGAGUCAGAGAAUAUGGCUUUUGACAGAAGUGUUGGAAGAGGUGAAGAAACUGAAGGAAUUGAGGGGAUGGAUGCAACAGUCCUGAUAUUAGAUGUGGAAAAACCUCUAACCAAUGCUAACACAGCAUGUAAUGAUAGCGAAUCAGAUUUUCAAACAGAAAAUCCAGAGCAAAACAGAGUAUUAACAGAAGAGCAAAAUUCUACUUCCCCUGAUACAAACCUGGAAGCAUUUCAAGUAUCUGAUAACGUUUCUACUGUGAUUGAUUCCAGUCUCCUUUUGCACGUAGCUGUAGGUUCAGAAGAGACAGACACCAUUGCUGAGGAAAGUUAUAUCAGCUCUGUUGUUCCUGAAGAUUCUCAAGAUUCUUACAAGCUCACAACCUUUCAUUCAGAAACCCAGGGAAAUGAAGGAGAUGAUGAAAUAGUGCCAGUAGGGGGAGACAAAGACUUACAAAUUCAAACACAGAACAAAGAUUUUUACUCAUCAACCAGUGAAUCUGUAGGAACAGAAGAGAACAUCCAUGAUGUUAGUGUUUUAGUUAGAGAAUAUGACGUUAAUGUAGAUACAGUAACAGUGGAGAGUAACAGGACUACUGAAUCAGAUUUUCUUCAAACUUCUUCUGACGCACUGAAAGUAUCUGAAAAUCCUGAGAAUGAGGUUUUGAGUGACAUCAACAUCAUUCCUGAAGAUUCUCUCAGAGAGGAGGCACACUCAAAAUCGACUCCAAUUGUUCACAAGCGAAAAAUGGGCUCAACUCGAAGACCUCUUAAAGGCAAUAAAGGAAAGGAAAGAAAAUAUCAUGAUGAAAAUGAGACACUUGACAGUGAAGCUAUGAUCAAUGUAGAGAAAGAAACAUUUAGUUUGGAUGAUGAACCCAGUCCAGAUGAAUCUUCGUUACAAAUCUCAAAAGAUGGAGCUAAAGAACAGGAAGUGGAAAUAUGUGAGAAGAAUGAUGUUGGUCCUGCUGAAGGGUCUGAAUCUGAUCUCAUGCAGUCAUCAUUUAGUUUAGAUUUAGUGUCUGAGGAAUCCACUGCAGUAACUGUCUGUCACAUCACAGAAUCACAAACCCUCACAAAAAUCAAUGAAGAGUCCCAGGAAGAUACUGGAGAUGCUGAAAGAGUGCCAGCAGAGGGAGACACAGACUCACGUUUUGAAAUUAAAGCACAGAACAAAUUGUUUGACUCAACAACCUGUGAAGCUGAAGGAACAGAAGAGAUCUCUCAUGAGGCUAGUGUUUCAGUGAGAGAAGAUGACAGUAUUGGAAAUAAAGAUACAGUGGAGAGUGAUAUGACUUCUGAGUUAGUUUUUCUUCAAAGUUCUCCUGAUGUAAAUGUGGAAGCAUUGAAAGUGUCUGAAAAUGCUGAGAAAGAAGUUUCAGGAGAAGAUUCUCUCAGAGAGGAGGCACACUCAAAAUCGAGUCCAAUUGUUCACAAGCGAAAAAUGGGCUCUACUCGAAGACCUCUCAGAGGAGAUACAGGGCAAAGAAAAGGAAUAAAAUAUGAUGAAAAUGAGACAGUUGACAGUGAAAGUAUGAUCAAUGUAGAGAAAGAAACAUUGAUUUUGGAUGAUGAACCAAGUCCAGAUGAAUCUUCAUUUCAAAUCUCAAAAGAUGGAGCUAAAGAACAGGAAGUGGAAAUAUGUGAGAAGAAUAAUGUUGGUCCUGCUGAAGGGUCUGAAUCUGAUCUCAUGCAGUCAUCAUUUAGUUUAGAUUUAGUGUCUGAGGAAUCCACUGCAGUAACUGUCUGUCACAUCACAGAAUCACAAACCCUCACAAAAAUUAAUGAAGAAUCCCAGGAAGAUACUGGAGAUGCUGAAAGAGUGCCAGCAGAGGGAGACACAGAAUCACACUCAGAAAUUCAAACAGAAAACAAAAUGAGUGACUUAACAUCUGAAGCAGAAAGAACAGAAGAAAACAUCUGUGAAGCUACUGUUUUAAUGAAAGAAGAUGAAGUUAUUGGACAUACAGUUACAGUGGAGAGUAAUAUGACUAUUGAGUCUGAAUUGCUUCAAAAUGAUACUUUCUCUGAUGCAAAACUGGAAGCAUCGAAAGUAUCUGAAAAAACUGAGAAUGUUUCUUCUGUGACUGAUACUGGUCUCGUUGUGCAAAAUGAUGCCACUGAAGCGUCAAGAGAGACAGAUGCAAUUCCUGAUCAAAGUGACACCAACAUCAUUCCUGAAGAUUCUCUCAGAGAGGAGGCACACUCAAAAUCGACUCCAAUUGUUCACAAGCGAAAAAUGGGCUCAACUCGAAGACCUCUUAAAGGCAAUAAAGGACAAAGAAAAGGAAUAAAUUUUGAUGAAAAUGAAACAGUUGACAGUGAAAGUAUGAUCAAUGUAGAAAAAGAAACAUUUUUGGAUGAUGAACCCAGUCCAGAUGAAUUUUCAUUACAAAUCUCAAAAGAUGGAGCUAAAGAACAGGAAGUGGCAAUAUGUGAGAAGAAUGAUGUUGGUCCUGUUGAAGGGUCUGAAUCUGAUCUCAUGCAGUCAUCAUUUAGUUUAGAUUUAGUGUCUGAGGAAUCCACUGCAGUAACUGUCUGUCACAUCACAGAAUCACAAACCCUCACAAAAAUCAAUGAAGAGUCCCAGGAAGAUACUGGAGAUGCUGAAAAAGCAGCAGUAGGUGGAGACACAGACUCACGUUUUGAAAUUAAAGCACAGAACAAAUUGUUUGACUCAACAACCUGUGAAGCUGAAGGAACAGAAGAGAUCUCUCAUGAGGCUAGUGUUUCAGUAAGAGAAGAUGACAGUAUUGGAAAUAAAGAUACAGUGGAGAGUGAUAUGACUUCUGAGUUAGUUUUUCUUCAAAGUUCUCCUGAUGUAAAUGUGGAAGCAUUGACAGUGUCUGAAAAUGCUGAGAAAGAAGUUUCAGGAGAAGAUUCUCUCAGAGAGGAGGCACACUCAAAAUCGAGUCCAAUUGUUCACAAGCGAAAAAUGGGCUCUACUCGAAGACCUCUCAGAGGCAAUAAAGGACAAAGAAAAGGAAUAAAAUAUGAUGAAAAUGAGACAGUUGACAGUGAAAGUAUGAUCAAUGUAGAGAAAGAAACAUUGAUUUUGGAUGAUGAACCAAGUCCAGAUGAAUCUUCAUUUCAAAUCUCAAAAGAUGGAGCUAAAGAACAGGAAGUGGAAAUAUGUGAGAAGAAUGAUGUUGGUCCUGCUGAAGGGUCUGAAUCUGAUCUCAUGCAGUCAUCAUUUAGUUUAGAUUUAGUGUCUGAGGAAUCCACUGCAGUAACUGUCUGUCACAUCACAGAAUCACAAACCCUCACAAAAAUUAAUGAAGAAUCCCAGGAAGAUACUGGAGAUGCUGAAAGAGUGCCAGCAGAGGGAGACACAGAAUCACACUCAGAAAUUCAAACAGAAAACAAAAUGAGUGACUUAACAUCUGAAGCAGAAAGAACAGAAGAAAACAUCUGUGAAGCUACUGUUUUAAUGAAAGAAGAUGAAGUUAUUGGACAUACAGUUACAGUGGAGAGUAAUAUGACUAUUGAGUCUGAAUUGCUUCAAAAUGAUACUUUCACUGAUGCAAAACUGGAAGCAUCGAAAGUAUCUGAAAAUACUGAGAAUGUUUCUUCUGUGACUGAUACUGGUCUCGUUGUGCAAGAUGAUGCCACUGAAGCGUCAAGAGAGACAGAUGCAAUUCCUGAUCAAAGUGACACCAACAUCAUUCCUGAAGAUUCUCUCAGAGAGGAGGCACACUCAAAAUCGACUCCAAUUGUUCACAAGCGAAAAAUGGGCUCAACUCGAAGACCUCUUAAAGGCAAUAAAGGAAAGGAAAGAAAAUAUCAUGAUGAAAAUGAGACACUUGACAGUGAAGCUAUGAUCAAUGUAGAGAAAGAAACAUUUAGUUUGGAUGAUGAACCCAGUACAGAUGAAUCUUCGUUACAAAUCUCAAAAGAUGGAGCUAAAGAACAGGAAGUGGAAAUAUGUGAGAAGAAUGAUGUUGGUCCUGCUGAAGGGUCUGAAUCUGAUCUCAUGCAGUCAUCAUUUAGUUUAGAUUUAGUGUCUGAGGAAUCCACUGCAGUAACUGUCUGUCACAUCACAGAAUCACAAACCCUCACAAAAAUCAAUGAAGAAUCCCAGGAAAAUACUGGAGAUGCUGAAAAAGCAGCAGUAGGUGGAGACACAGACUCACAUUUUGAAAUUAAAGCACAGAAUAAAUUGUUUGACUCAACAACCUGUGAAGCUGAAGGAACAGAAGAGAUCUCUCAUGAGGCUAGUGUUUCAGUGAGAGAAGAUGACAGUAUUGGAAAUAAAGAUACAGUGGAGAGUGAUACGACUUCUGAGUUAGUUUUUCUUCAAAGUUCUCCUGAUGUAAAUGUGGAAGCAUUGAAAGUGUCUGAAAAUGCUGAGAAAGAAGUUUCAGGAGAAGAUUCUCUCAGAGAGGAGGCACACUCAAAAUCGAGUCCAAUUGUUCACAAGCGAAAAAUGGGCUCUACUCGAAGACCUCUCAGAGGCAAUAAAGGACAAAGAAAAGGAAUAAAAUAUGAUGAAAAUGAAACAGUUGACAGUGAAAGUAUGAUCAAUGUAGAGAAAGAAACAUUGAUUUUGGAUGAUGAACCAAGUCCAGAUGAAUCUUCAUUUCAAAUCUCAAAAGAUGGAGCUAAAGAACAGGAAGUGGAAAUAUGUGAGAAGAAUGAUGUUGGUCCUGCUGAAGGGUCUGAAUCUGAUCUCAUGCAGUCAUCAUUUAGUUUAGAUUUAGUGUCUGAGGAAUCCACUGCAGUAACUGUCUGUCACAUCACAGAAUCACAAACCCUCACAAAAAUCAAUGAAGAGUCCCAGGAAGAUACUGGAGAUGCUGAAAGAGUGCCAGCAGAGGGAGACACAGAAUCACACUCAGAAAUUCAAACAGAAAACAAAAUGAGUGACUUAACAUCUGAAGCAGAAAGAACAGAAGAAAACAUCUGUGAAGCUACUGUUUUAAUGAAAGAAGAUGAAGUUAUUGGACAUACAGUUACAGUGGAGAGUAAUAUGACUAUUGAGUCUGAAUUGCUUCAAAAUGAUACUUUCACUGAUGCAAAACUGGAAGCAUCGAAAGUAUCUGAAAAUACUGAGAGUGUUUCUUCUGUGACUGAUACUGGUCUCGUUGUGCAAAAUGAUGCCACUGAAGCGUCAAGAGAGACAGAUGCAAUUCCUGAUCAAAGUGACACCAACAUCAUUCCUGAAGAUUCUCACAGAGAGGAGGCACACUCAAAAUCGACUCCAAUUGUUCACAAGCGAAAAAUGGGCUCAACUCGAAGACCUCUUAAAGGCAAUAAAGGAAAGGAAAGAAAAUAUCAUGAUGAAAAUGAAACAGUUGACAGUGAAGCUAUGAUCAAUGUAGAGAAAGAAACAUUUAGUUUGGAUGAUGAACCCAGUCCAGAUGAAUCUUCGUUACAAAUCUCAAAAGAUGGAGCUAAAGAACAGGAAGUGGAAAUAUGUGAGAAGAAUGAUGUUGGUCCUGCUGAAGGGUCUGAAUCUGAUCUCAUGCAGUCAUCAUUUAGUUUAGAUUUAGUGUCUGAGGAAUCCACUGCAGUAACUGUCUGUCACAUCACAGAAUCACAAACCCUCACAAAAAUCAAUGAAGAGUCCCAGGAAGAUACUGGAGAUGCUGAAAAAGCAGCAGUAGGUGGAGACACAGACUCACAUUUUGAAAUUAAAGCACAGAACAAAUUGUUUGACUCAACAACCUGUGAAGCUGAAGGAACAGAAGAGAUCUCUCAUGAGGCUAGUGUUUCAGUAAGAGAAGAUGACAGUAUUGGAAAUAAAGAUACAGUGGAGAGUGAUAUGACUUCUGAGUUAGUUUUUCUUCAAAGUUCUCCUGAUGUAAAUGUGGAAGCAUUGACAGUGUCUGAAAAUGCUGAGAAAGAAGUUUCAGGAGAAGAUUCUCACAGAGAGGAGGCACACUCAAAAUCGAGUCCAAUUGUUCACAAGCGAAAAAUGGGCUCUACUCGAAGACCUCUCAGAGGAGAUACAGGGCAAAGAAAAAGAAGAGAAUAUCAUGAUGAAAAUGAGACACUUAAUAGUGAAAGUAUGAUCAAUGUAGAGAAAGAAACAUUCAGUUUGGAGGAUCAACCCAGUCCAGAUGAAAUUACAUCACAAAGGUCAAAAGAUGAAGCUACAGAAGGGAAGGAAAUAUGUGAGAAGAAUGAUGUUGGUCCUGCUGAAGGGUCUGAAUCUGAUCUCAUGCAGUCAUCAUUUAGUUUAGAUUUAGUGUCUGAGGAAUCCACUGCAGUAACUGUCUGUCACAUCACAGAAUCACAAACCCUCACAAAAAUCAAUGAAGAAUCCCGGGAAAAUACUGGAGAUGCUAAAAGAGUGCCAGCAGAGGGAGACACAGAAUCACACUCAGAAAUUCAAACAGAAAACAAAAUGAGUGACUUAACAUCUGAAGCAGAAAGAACAGAAGAAAACAUCUGUGAAGCUACUGUUUUAAUGAAAGAAGAUGAAGUUAUUGGACAUACAGUUACAGUGGAGAGUAAUAUGACUAUUGAGUCUGAAUUGCUUCAAAAUGAUACUUUCACUGAUGCAAAACUGGAAGCAUCGAAAGUAUCUGAAAAUACUGAGAGUGUUUCUUCUGUGACUGAUACUGGUCUCGUUGUGCAAGAUGAUGCCGCUGAAGCGUCAAGAGAGACAGAUGCAAUUCCUGAUCAAAGUGACACCAACAUCAUUCCUGAAGAUUCUCUCAGAGAGGAGGCACACUCAAAAUCGACUCCAAUUGUUCACAAGCGAAAAAUGGGCUCAACUCGAAGACCUCUUAAAGGCAAUAAAGGACAAAGAAAAGGAAUAAAUUUUGAUGAAAAUGAAACAGUUGACAGUGAAAGUAUGAUCAAUAUAGAAAAAGAAACAUUUUUGGAUGAUGAACCCAGUCCAGAUGAAUUUUCAUUACAAAACUCAAAAGAUGGAGCUAAAGAACAGGAAGUGGCAAUAUGUGAGAAGAAUGAUGUUGGUCCUGUUGAAGGGUCUGAAUCUGAUCUCAUGCAGUCAUCAUUUAGUUUAGAUUUAGUGUCUGAGGAAUCCACUGCAGUAACUGUCUGUCACAUCACAGAAUCACAAACCCUCACAAAAAUCAAUGAAGAGUCCCAGGAAGAUACUGGAGAUGCUGAAAAAGCAGCAGUAGGUGGAGACACAGACUCACGUUUUGAAAUUAAAGCACAGAACAAAUUGUUUGACUCAACAACCUGUGAAGCUGAAGGAACAGAAGAGAUCUCUCAUGAGGCUAGUGUUUCAGUGAGAGAAGAUGACAGUAUUGGAAAUAAAGAUACAGUGGAGAGUGAUAUGACUUCUGAGUUAGUUUUUCUUCAAAGUUCUCCUGAUGUAAAUGUGGAAGCAUUGAAAGUGUCUGAAAAUGCUGAGAAAGAAGUUUCAGGAGAAGAUUCUCACAGAGAGGAGGCACACUCAAAAUCGACUCCAAUUGUUCACAAGCGAAAAAUGGGCUCUACUCGAAGACCUCUCAGAGGCAAUAAAGGACAAAGAAAAGGAAUAAAAUAUGAUGAAAAUGAGACAGUUGACAGUGAAAGUAUGAUCAAUGUAGAGAAAGAAACAUUGAUUUUGGAUGAUGAACCCAGUCCAGAUGAAUCUUCAUUUCAAAUCUCAAAAGAUGGAGCUAAAGAACAGGAAGUGGAAAUAUGUGAGAAGAAUGAUGUUGGUCCUGCUGAAGGGUCUGAAUCUGAUCUCAUGCAGUCAUCAUUUAGUUUAGAUUUAGUGUCUGAGGAAUCCACUGCAGUAACUGUCUGUCACAUCACAGAAUCACAAACCCUCACAAAAAUUAAUGAAGAAUCCCAGGAAGAUACUGGAGAUGCUGAAAGAGUGCCAGCAGAGGGAGACACAGAAUCACACUCAGAAAUUCAAACAGAAAACAAAAUGAGCGACUUAACAUCUGAAGCAGAAAGAACAGAAGAAAACAUCUGUGAAGCUACUGUUUUAAUGAAAGAAGAUGAAGUUAUUGGACAUACAGUUACAGUGGAGAGUAAUAUGACUACUGAGUCUGAUUUUCAUCAAAAUGUCUCUGAUGCACACGUGGAAGAAUUGAAAGUAUCUGAAAAUGUUGAGAAUAAAGUUUCAGGAGAAACAGACACAAGUACCAAGCCAAGUGACAACAGCACUGUUCCUGCAGGUUCUCACAGAGAGGAGGUACAUGCAAAAUUGAGUCCAGUUGUUCAUAAGAGAAAAAUGGGCUCAACUAGAAGACCUCUCAGAGGAGAUACAAGGCAAAGAAAAGAUAGAGAAUAUCAUGAUGAAAAUGAGACAUUUAAUAGUGAAAAUAUAAUUAAUGUAGAGAAAGAAACAUUCAGUUUGGAGGAUAAAUCUACAUCACAAAGCUCAAAAGAUGCUCAAAAGCUCACUGGUGUAAAACUGGAAGCAUUGAAAUUAUCUGAAAAUACUGAGAAUGUUUCUUCUGUGACUCAUACUGGUCUUCUUGUGCAAGAUGACACUACUAAAGGAUAUAGUGAUAUGACUACUGAGUCUGAUUUUCAUCAAAAAGCUUCUUCCCAUGAUGCACACGUGGAAGAAUUUGAAGUCUCUAAAAAUGUUGAGAAAAAAGCUUCAGGAGAAACAGACACAAUUACUGAGCCAAGUGACAUCAAUAUAAUUCCUGAAGAUACUCUCAGAGAGGAGGCACACUCAAAAUCGACUCCAGUUGUUCACAAGCGAAAAAUGGGCUCAACUCGAAGACCUCUCAGUGGGAACAAAGGACAAAGAAAAGUGAGAGUAGAAGUGUCAGGAGAAGAAGACACAGAAACACUCUCAGAAAUUCAAGACCAGGAUAACGUGGUUGAUCACAAUGUGACACAAGAAAUUAUGAAUAUAAGAGACAAUGAAGAUGAGGAGAGAAUGACCACAAAGCCAGUGGAUAUGUCAGUGCAGCUAUGUGAUGAUUUAGAACAAGAGCAAAGAUCAGAUGUAUCUCAAACACAAACUGGUCCAUCACAAGAUGAUACUGGCUCACAUUUAUUAGAUGUCCCAGAGAGAACUGCAGAUUUUGUUAGAGACAGCCUUACAAGUCAUUCUGAUCUUGUCUUGUCUGAUGCCCUGCUUAUGGAGGAAACUCAAAUUCAUGUGUCAUCUGAGGAUGUUGUCAUGGGUGACACUUCUGUACCUCCAACAGAGGUAGUUGAAAUGCAUUCAGUCUCCAACAGAUCUUUGCAGAAGAGAAAAAUGGGGUCAACUCGGAAGAGAGGGAAGAGGAUGGUAAAUGAAGAGGAGGUUGAAGAAGAGAAAGAGGGAGAAGCUGAAAAUACAACAAUUGAUGAUGGGACCACAAAGUCUGAGGAGAAAUUAACUCUUGAAGAAGCCAUUACAGGAUCUCCUGUACAUCAGCAAGCGUUUAGUUCAUCUGCUGGUAAAGAAGGCUUUGACAUUCAGGAAGUGGCUAGUAAAUCAGAUGUGCAGACAGAAAACUCAGAAGAAAGUGAUCAAAAACAAGCUGCUGAGAUGGCUUCAGACCUUCCUUUGGGAGAUGCUGAGACAUACUCAGUUCCUGAACAAAGAGAAAUCUUAAGCAUCAUUACUGAAGAGUCUCACAGAAAAGAUGUACAAUCAAACUCGAUUCCAGUUGUUCAAAAGCGAAAAAUGGGGUCAACACGCAAGACAUUCAGAGGGAACAAAGGGCAGAGAAGAGAAGUAGAAUCCAAAGAGAUGGAUGGAGAGAGUAAAGGAAUGGCAAAGGAGCAGGAUACAGACCCACAUUUAGCAACCAGUGAAGGAGAAAAUAAAUUGGAUGAAGACACUGAACAAACCUUCCCUGUUGAAUUUUCUCAUCAAGCAGCUAUUUCGAACAUGUUUUCUGAAUCAGAAGAUGGAGUGAAGGAAGUUUCUCUCAAUAUCCAUGACCCAUCUGAUGUGAGUGAAGAAAAGGGCAUAGAGAAUACUGAAAAUGACAGUAAUAGUCUGAAUGAGGCAAUCAAUCUCUAUGAGGGGACAACGGACAAAUUUGUCUUGACAGUCAGUCGCGAAGAUGUUCAUCAGAGCAUGUCUGCAGAUUACCUUGAUCAAAAUGUUCAUGGAGCAUCAGAGCCUGAACAAACUGAAACCAUGUGCCAUCCUAUUCCCACACAAGAACUAAAAAUCACUCAAGAUGAUGUUGUUCAUGAAAACAGCUCUCAAAAAAUACCUUCCACACAUGAAAAGAGGCGAAAGAUGGGCUCCACCCGAAGAAAACCUCGAGAAAUGCGUGGGGAAAACAUGGGUGACCAGAACGAUAUACUUGAUAUGGCAAUGGAUAGAGAAACUAAAAAAGCAGAGAAUGAUUUAGAUGAUAUGCCUUUAGCAUCAAGCAUUAGUCAGCUCAAGGAGAUGUCCUCAGAAGCUGUCAGCACCACAGAUCUUGAAUCUGAAAUGUUAGUUGGUGCAACUGAUUUAAAAGGAGUUGAAAAUGAUUAUCAGAAUAAUUCUGACCCCAGUGAACCAACUGCACAUGAAACACCUGAAAAUACUCUUCAAAUAUGUGAAAAUCAGUUAGUAAAUGUUGAUGUUACCAAACAUCUACAGCCAGAGACUGUUACAAUUGAGAAAAGAAGGAAGAUGGGCUCGACUCGGAAGAAUCUCAGAGAAGGAAGAAUACGGGGGAAGAGAGAUGCAUACGAGGACACGGAAACUGCAGACACACAUUUACAGAUGUCUCAGGACUCUGAAAUGAGCUUAGUAGGAAAAGCUGUGGGAGAACAAACAAUUCACGAUUACUCUAAUCAGUCAGAGGAUUCACUUCUUAGUGAGAUAGAGAGAGCUUUAAAUAAGACUUCUCAAAGUUCAUUGAAUUAUGAAUUGUUUGUCAAUCAGCCAAACUCAGGUGACUUAGCGAAUAUUCCUGAUCUCAAUAAGCUAGAAAACUCAGAAAUCAAAUCUCAGCUAAAACCAUCACAGAGCUCCAAAACUCACAGUGAACCCAACUCACCAGAAAGACGAAGAAGAAAAAUGGGUUCAACUCGCAAGAAUCCCAGACAGCAGAUCAAAGCAGAAAGGGAGGAUGAAGAUAAGGAGGAUGGGGAGAUAGAAAAGAACUUAGAGACAAAUAAGCAAGAAAUCAAGGACCUUGAAAGAGUUGAGGUGUCUGUAGUGCAUAAUAUCCCUGAAAAUAAGCUAAAUAAAGAGUAUCUUGAUGUCCCCAGUGCACACACAAGUGGCAGUCAGCUCGAAGAAAGUGGCAACCCUGUUGUCCAAGAAAAGACGUCGCCUUCAACUAAAAGGAAGUUUGGGUCCAGACGCACUAAUAAGGGCAAACAAGGCCUUGGUAGGCUGGACGCUUCUGACAGUAGGAAUGAAUUAGAAGAUGGAGAUCAUAAACCAAACGUCUCUGAGAUCGAGGACAAUCUGCACAGUGAUUUAACAGUUUGUGAUCCGUAUCUCGGCUUACAACCAGGGAAUCAACCAAUUUCCCAACCGAUUUCUCAGCAGAGCAAUAUGGAAGCCAGAAAUGAAGAAGCUGCUCCAAAAGGCACUGAUGCUGGUCUUGUUUCCUUGGACCAAAUCAUAAAGCACGAUAGAAGUACUGGAACGAGGCAGUCAAUAAAUUUAAACAACAGGAGUGAACAAAAUAUUGAAGUACAGUUUAAUGUGGUCAUGGUGGGAAACAGCUGUGUUGGGAAGACUUCUUUUGUAAGACGCUUCCAUGAAGGGCAGUUCACUGAGGAUUUCCGCUCCACUAUCGGUGUUGAUACCUGUGUACAGACUGUUGUGCUCCCUGAAAGAACUGUUAAACUGCAGAUAUGGGACACAGCAGGUCAAGAGAGGUUUCACAGCAUCACCACACAAGUGUUCCACAAGGCUGAUGGGCUUCUGCUCAUGUAUGAAAUCACAUGUUCAAAGAGUUUUAUUUCUGUACGAGAUUGGAUCUCUCAAGCUCGGGAAAGGGCUCCUGAUGAUGCCAUCAUGAUAUUGCUCGGAAACAAGAAUGAUUCUACUGAGCGUGAAGUCCAGAUUCAGGAAGGGGUGGAUCUGGCCAGAGAGUAUGACAUACUUUUCAUGGAGUGCAGUGCUGCAACUGGGGCUAAUGUGUCAGAAUCCAUGAGGACUCUUGCAGAGUUGUUAGUGCAACGCAAGACACAGAAAGAGGAACACACAAAAUUAAGAAGAGAACCACCACCGAAGAAAUCUGGUUGCUGUUAAAAACACACUCCCACACACAGAGAUGCACUACCAUUCAAAAGUUUUUUGGUCAAUUAAUUAAAAAAAAAAAAAAAAAAAAAAAGUAUACUUUUAUUCAACAAUGAUCCUGAAAAAUAUAUCACAGCUUCCACAGACAUUUUAAUAAGAACUACCAUUUUAAACAUUAAUAAUUGAGAAAUGGUUCUUGAGCACCAAAUCAGCAUAUUAGAAUGAUUUCUGAAGGAUCAUGUGACACUGAAGACUGGAGUAAUGAUGCUGAAAAUUUAGCUUUGCCAUCACAGAAAUAAAUUACACUUUAAAAAUAUAUAUUAAAAUCUUACUGAUCCCAAACUUUUGAAGGUAGUGUCUCUUCGCAAAAAGCAAAGGCAAAAUAUAAACUGCUUAUAUAUCAUUGCUUAAGGGAAAUAUAAUUUCAGUGUUUUAUAAAUAUGUACAAAGCACAAUAAUGGUUUGAUUUUUAUAAUAUCACACAUAAUAAUGUAACUUUACAUAUAUUUAAUGUCUACUGUAAGUGCUGAGUGGAGGUAAACAUAAAUACAAACAAAUAAAAAAAAACUAUACUCUUA